AGAUAGUAGUGAAAAUAAUUUGGUAUUUGAUUAUGAUAGUUUGCAAAAGAAAAAAAGUAAAAAAACUGAAUUAAUUUAUAUUAAUGAUGAAGAACAAGAUAGUUAUGAUAGUAAUACAGAUGAUAUAAAUGAAUAUAAAAAACAAGAAAUAGAUUAUGAUAAUGAAUAUAAUUCAUAG
Molecule: messenger RNA, 178 nt
Organism: Funneliformis mosseae
Lineage: Eukaryota; Fungi; Glomeromycota; Glomeromycetes; Glomerales; Glomeraceae
Source: the annotation of a GenBank genome assembly